UAUAAUUUUUUUUUGCAUUCCAGUCAGGGCAGUUCACAGAAGAUAUGAUUCCUACAGUAGGCUUCAAUAUGAGAAAAAUAACAAAAGGAAACGUUACCAUAAAGGUAUGGGACAUUGGAGGGCAGCCAAGAUUUCGAAGCAUGUGGGAGCGUUACUGCAGGGGAGUCAAUGCAGUUGUUUACAUGGUGGAUGCAGCAGACUUGGAAAAAGUAGAAGCAUCAAAGAAUGAGCUGCACAGUUUGAUAGAUAAACCGCAAUUGCAUGGAAUUCCAGUAUUAGUCCUUGGAAAUAAAAGAGACCUCCCAGGUGCACUGGAUGAAAAGCAGUUAAUUGAGAAAUUAAACCUUUCAGCUAUUCAAGACAGAGAAAUCUGUUGCUAUUCUAUUUCCUGUAAAGAGAAGGAUAACAUCGACAUAACGUUGCAAUGGCUUAUUCAGCACUCCAAAUCAAGACACUGUUGAAGAAAACUUGCUGAAGAUAACUCUUCUUUCCCAAUCACUCUGACUCCUAUCAGCUAUAUACAACUGAAAAGAUAAAAGAAUACAGCUGCAUACUACCAGGACUCACUUUGAUCAUAUUUGUUAAUAGAAAUAAAACUAAACUAUAGCUUGUCUCUCCAUUCCGUUUCUGUUUUUUUUUGUUUGUUUUUGUUAUUUGUUUUUUUUAAUAAAUACAGAUAUUUGUUUGCCUAGAUGAAAUUCCUGAACGCCUUAAUACAGGAUGGAAAGAAAUGGUGCUUUUGGGGGCUGAGAUGUUUGAGUUUAUGCAUGUGAAUUGUCAAACAGUGUUUUUUGUUCGGUUAUUUUUUUCUAAUUUUAAAAUGAAUAAACUGCACAGUGGAAACAGA
Meleagris gallopavo (turkey) is the source of this 847-nucleotide messenger RNA. Lineage: Eukaryota; Metazoa; Chordata; Aves; Galliformes; Phasianidae. The record is from RefSeq and is a predicted model, not a curated record.